AUGCCUAUUCCACUAGAAGCGCAAACAUACACAGAUAGUCGAAAACGAAUCGACGGCCCUACCAAAUGGGCGCAUAACGAUGUAGCGACCCACAACCGUCUCAAGACACCUCUUCGCCUUACCGGCGCUCUGAAGGCACGAUUCACAGACUUGACCCCUGCAAUCGGACGCGAGUUUCAUGAACUCAGUCUGCUUGAUGUCUUGAAUGCCUCCAAUCGAGAUGAAAUCAUCCAAGACAUUGCCGUCACCGUAUCCGAACGUGGCGUCGUCUUCUUCCGAAACCAAUAUAUCACACCCACACAGAUGAAAGCAUUCGUCACUCAUCUCAGCAUCCUCGCUGGCUGCCCAGAAUCCUCCUCCCUCCACACUCAUCCUCUCACCGAGCCCCCAGCCCCAAACUCCACAUCCCACGAUAUCGGCACCAUCUCCUCCGAGAAGCAGAAACGCGGCGGCGGCCUCACGCACCAGCUCUCCGACACAACCCGUCUUGCCUCCGCGGGCUGGCAUUCCGACAUUAGCUUCGAGCCCGUGCCGUCCGACUACGCCAUGCUGCGCAUGCAUACGCUGCCGCCCACCGGCGGCGAUACGCUAUGGGCAUCUGGCUAUGAUGUGUAUGACCGGCUGUCCGCACCGAUGCGGCUGAUGUUUGAGCAAGGGGGUGCUGAUGGCGGGCCGUUGAGGGCAAGGCAUGAUGGAGGUUGGUUGAGGGAUGAGGCACGGCGGCUGGGGAUCGCGGUGUGGGACUCAGAGAGGGGCAGUCCGGCGAAUCGAGGGGGGGCGCUGAGUGCCGUGCAUCCCGUGGUGCGGACGAAUCCGGUCACCGGGUGGAGGAGUGUGUAUGUCAAUCGGGGCUUUACGACGAGGGUGGAGGGAGUGACGAGGGAUGAGAGUGAUUUGUUGUUGAAGUAUCUGUUUGAGCUGGUGACGCAGAACCACGACUUACAGGUAAGAUAUACAUGGGGCGUCAAUGAUGUUGCGUUGUGGGACAAUCGAUCGACGUUCCAUUGCGCGACGUACGAUUAUGACGAAGUGCGUACUGGGGACAGGGUUUGCUCAUUGGGUGAGAUGCCAUAUUUCUGUGCCGAGUCGAAGAGCAGAAGAGCGGCGUUGGCUGAUACUAGCGAUUUGUUUGGAUAUGAGGUGGGUAAAAGGCACAGGUGA
This is a messenger RNA of Pseudovirgaria hyperparasitica, 1161 nucleotides long. Its product is annotated as putative taurine catabolism dioxygenase. The transcript has 5 exons. Gene Ontology annotation, molecular function: 2-oxoglutarate-dependent dioxygenase activity. Gene Ontology annotation, cellular component: cytoplasm. Bases 1 to 1161 code for a protein of 386 amino acids. The record is from RefSeq and is a predicted model, not a curated record. Lineage: Eukaryota; Fungi; Ascomycota; Dothideomycetes; Acrospermales; Acrospermaceae.